AUGUUAGCAAACACCAGUGCUUAUCAGGCGACGUCACUCACAGCUCUUGUUGCGCUGCAGGGCACGAGCAGCUGCUGCAGGCUGCUGCUGCUCCUGGCAGCCGCGGCAACCGCAGCUGCAGGAGAACAAACUUCUGCAGGCGCAGGCGUGUGCCGCUCUGAUCAGUUCAAGUGCGCCAACGGCCGCUGCAUAGACGAGGCGUGGCGGUGCGACGGAGACAACGACUGUGGCGACGACAGCGACGAGCGCGACUGCUGCACCGGAGACCACUUCGUGUGCGGCGACGGCAGAUGCAUCCACAAGCGCUGGGAAUGCGACAUCUGGAACAACAACUGCGGGGACUGGAGUGAUGAGAAGCAUUGCGUGUGCCGCUCUGAUCAGUUCAAGUGCGCCGACACCGGCCACUGCUUACUCGAGAUAUUUCGGUGCAACGGACACAAUGACUGUGGCGACGGCAGCGACGAGCGCGACUGCUGCACCGGGGAACACUUCGUGUGCGACAGCGGCAGCUGCAUCCAGAAUCGUUGGGAAUGCGACGGCGAAAACAACUGCUGGGACUGGAGUGAUGAAAAUCAUUGCGUGUGCCGCUCUGAUCAGUUCAAGUGCGCCAACACCGGCCUCUGCAUAGACGGGGCGUUGCGGUGCGAUGGAGACAACGACUGUGGCGACGACAGCGACGAGCGCGACUGCUGCACCGGAGACCACUUCGUGUGCGGCGACGGCAGAUGCAUCCACAAGCGCUGGGAAUGCGACGGCAGGGACAAGUGCGGGGACUGGAGUGAUGAGAAGCAUUGUUGCACCGGCGACCAUUUCAUGUGCAGCAACGGCAGAUGCAUCCAGAAGCGUUGGGAAUGCGACGGCUGGGACAACUGCGGGGACAAGAGUGAUGAGAAGCAUUGCGCGUGCCGCUCUGGUCAGUUCAAGUGCACCAACACCGGCCGGUGCAUAGACGAGUGGUAUCGGUGCAACGGACGCAACGACUGUGGCGAUGACAGCGACGAGCGCGAUUGCUGCACCGGAGACCACUUCGUGUGCGGCGACGGCAGAUGCAUCCACAAGCGUUGGGAAUGCGACGGCAGGAACAAGUGCGGGGACUGGAGUGAUGAGAAGCAUUGCGUGUGCCGCUCUGACCAGUUCAAGUGCGACAACAACGGCCGCUGCAUAGACGGGGCGUUGCGGUGCGAUGGAGACAACAACUGUUGGGACGAAGAAGACAGGGACGAGCGCAACUGCUGCACCGGAGACCACUUCGUGUGCGGCGACGGCAGAUGCAUCCACAAGCGCUGGGAAUGCGACGGCAGGAACAAGUGCGGGGACUGGAGUGAUGAGAAACAUUGCGUGUGCCGCUCUGAUCAGUUCAAGUGCGCCAACACCGGCCGCUGCAUAGACGAGAAGGAUCGGUGCGACGGAGACAACGACUGUGGCGACGACAGCGACGAGCGCGACUGCUGCACCGGCGACCACUUUGUGUGCGCCAACGGCAGCUGCAUCCAAAAGCGUUGGGAAUGCGAGGGCUGGCGCAACAACUGCGGGGACUGGAGUGAUGAGAAGCAUUGCGUGUGCCGCUCUGGGCAG
This is a messenger RNA of Hyalella azteca, 1575 nucleotides long. Its product is annotated as sortilin-related receptor-like. The record is from RefSeq and is a predicted model, not a curated record. NCBI's taxonomy places the organism in Eukaryota, Metazoa, Arthropoda, Malacostraca, Amphipoda, Hyalellidae. The annotation marks the transcript as partial. The transcript has 15 exons. Gene Ontology annotation, molecular function: protein binding.